AUGUCCACCUUCCAAAUCCACUACUUCUCCACAGCCUCCACCUACACGGGCAAGUCGACCGAACACCUCCCUGCUCCGCUCCCGCUCUCUCAUCUCUUCGAGGUCCUGGAGUCCAAAUAUCCCGGGAUCAAAGAGAAAGUGCUGAGUAGCUGCUCCGUGAGCCUGGAGGAUGAGUAUGUGGAUGUGGGUGAGAAUGGGGAUGGGAAUGGGGUGGUGAUUGAGGCGGGAAAGGAGGUUGCGAUCAUUCCGCCUGUUAGUUCGGGGUGA
Molecule: messenger RNA, 267 nt
Organism: Aspergillus affinis
Lineage: Eukaryota; Fungi; Ascomycota; Eurotiomycetes; Eurotiales; Aspergillaceae
Product: MoaD/ThiS family protein
Exons: 1
Coding region: 1-267 (88 amino acids)
Biological process (GO): Mo-molybdopterin cofactor biosynthetic process
Cellular component (GO): cytosol
Source: RefSeq, a predicted model, not a curated record